Morus notabilis is the source of this 8886-nucleotide messenger RNA. Its product is annotated as protein SABRE. The coding region runs from base 332 to 8305 and encodes 2657 amino acids. The transcript is spliced from 23 exons. The record is from RefSeq and is a predicted model, not a curated record. Lineage: Eukaryota; Viridiplantae; Streptophyta; Magnoliopsida; Rosales; Moraceae.
UCCCUCUCUCCUCCCUCUCUCUUCCCUCCUCUCUCUCUCUCUCUCUCUCUUCUGUGAUCACCCUGCGCCUCGCGGAUCGGAUCUGUGCCUCGUUUGUUCGCACGCCAAAAAACGAGCUCCGAUCGCUACGCCGUCCAAGACUCGGAAAUUCGGAGCAAAGGUUAUCGUUUUCUAGGGCUUUAUUCCCGCGCUUUUUCUCUCUCUGUUCCCCCUUCUCUCUCUAUUGGCAAGAACAUGAAGUUAUGUGCGUCGUGUUUGGCUCCUCGGAAUUCCGUAAUCUGAUCCGACUGCGCGCUUUCUCGGAGACUGUCUCACUCUCCGACCGUCCAAAAUGGCGGCUUCUCCCGUCAAGUUUCUCUUCGGGUUCUUGCUCAUUUCCAUUGUAUUGUGGCUCCUCUUCAUAUUCACAUCAAGGUUGCUAGCUUGGAUUUUGAGCCGGAUAGUGGGAGCAUCUGUUAGAUUUAGGGUUGGUGGAUGGAAAUGUCUGAAGGACGUCGUGGUGACAUUCAAAAAGGGUGCUGUUGAAUCUGUAUCUGUUGGUGAAAUUAAACUUAGCUUACGACAGUCCUUGGUCAAACUUGGGGUCGGUUUUAUUUCCAGAGACCCGAAGCUGCAAGUGUUAAUAUGUGACUUAGAAGUUGUAAUGAGGCCUUCCACUAAAAGUACAUCGAAGGCUAAAGCUAAAAAGGCACGCGCUUCUGGCAGGGGAAAAUGGAUGGUUGUAGCCAACAUUGCACGAUACUUAUCAGUUUCUGUGACAGAUCUUGUUUUGAAGACGCCCAAAGCUACUGUUGAAGUUAAGGAACUGAAAGUGGAUAUAUCUAAAAAUUUUGGAUCUCAGCAAAAUUUGUUGGUUAAGCUACAUAUAUUACCUAUUGUUGUUCACAUGGGUGAACAGCGUGUUAGUAUUGAUCAAUCAUCCAAUUUCAGCUCUGGAGGGUGCCUUUCUGCUGGUCAGUCAUCUUGCGCCAUAAUGGAGAGAUCAUCUGCUAAUUUUUUCUGUGAAGAGUUUUCCCUCUGUUGUGUAUUUGGCCAUGAUAGGGAAGUUGGUGUAGUUAUCAAGAAUGUGGACGUUACCAGUGGAGAGGUCACUGUGAACCUAAAUGAGGAGAUGCUUUCAAAAAGCAAGAGUUCAUUACAAUCCUCUUCUCAAUCUGAUAAAGUUAUGGAAACGACAGUUGCUUCGUUGGACUCAAGAAAGGAAAACAAAAAACAAAGCGUUGUUGUUGCUCUUUCAAAGUAUGCUUCUCUAUUUCCCGAAAAGUUUUGCUUCAAUUUACCGAAGCUGGAUGUGAAAUUUGUACAUCUUGAAUAUGAUUUGGUUGUCGAGAAUAACAUCAUGGGAAUUCAGUUGAAGAGCACCAAAUCACAAGCCAAUGAAGACGUUGGGGAGAGUACACGCCUAGAUGUUCAAUUGGAUUUUAGUGAGAUUCAUCUUCUUAGAGAAGCUGGCACUUCUGUCCUAGAGAUACUAAAAGUGGAUGUCGUCUCACUUGUCUACAUUCCGAUACAGCCAUCUUCACCUAUUAGAGCUGAAGUUGAUGUAAAACUGGGAGGUACUCAAUGCAACCUCAUAAUAAGUAGGUUAAAGCCAUGGUUGCGCUUCCAUUUCUCUAAAAAGAAGAGGAUGGUGCUUCGGGAUGAAGUUUCUGCUACUGAAAAGGCACCAGUUAGUGACGUCAAACCUAUCAUGUGGACGUGUACUCUUUCAGCCCCUGAGAUGACUAUUAUACUCUAUAGUCUCAACGGUUUGCCAUUAUAUCAUGGCUGCUCUCAAUCGUCACACGUGUUUGCAAACAAUAUUUCUAAUACUGGAACUGCUGUACACAUGGAACUUGGUGAGUUCAAUCUGCACAUGGCAGAUGAAUACCAAGAAUGCUUGAAAGAAAACCUUUUUGGCGUGGAAUCAAAUUCAGGUUCCUUAGUGCACAUAGCAAAGAUUAGUUUGGAUUGGGGAAAAAAGGAUAUGGAAUCAUCUGAAGAAGAUGGUACUAGGUGUAAAUUGGCUCUAUCUGUUGAUGUAACUGGUAUGGGUGUUUAUUUCACUUUCAAGCGUGUUGAGUCACUUAUAUCAACGGCUAUGUCUUUUCAAGCUCUUCUAAAAACUUUGUCUGCUUCUGGGAAAAAAACAUCCCACGGGCGUGGAGGACGUUCAUCCAGAUCGUCUGGGAAAGGGACUCGACUUUUGAAAUUUACUCUCGAAAGAUGUUCAGUAAAUUUCUAUGGUGAUUCAGGUCUGGAAAAUACGGCUGUUGCAGACCCCAAGCGUGUAAAUUAUGGAUCGCAGGGUGGUCGAGUUACCGUAAGUGUAUCAGCAGAUGGCACACCUCGAUGUGCAGAUGUGAUGUCCACAAUUUCUGAUGAAUGCAAGAAGUUGAAGUAUUCAAUUUCUCUUGACAUCUUUCAUUUUAGUUUGUGCGUGAACAAGGAAAAACAGCCAACACAGGUGGAACUUGAAAGAGCCAGAUCAAUCUAUCAGGAAUAUUUGGACGAACAAAAACUGGAAACUAAAGUGACGUUGUUUGACAUACAAAAUGCUAAAUUUGUGCGACGUUCUGGUGGUCUUAAGGAGAUUUCUGUCUGCUCUCUUUUCAGUGCAACUGAUAUUACAGUUAGGUGGGAGCCUGAUGUACAUCUGACACUGUUUGAACUGGGUUUACAGCUGAAGUUACUGGUACACAAUCAGAAGCUUCAGAGACAUGAUAAUGAUUGUAUGGAAGAUGUUUGGAGUAUGCGAGAUGCUGAAGAGAAGAAAGAUGCCAGCACUGAGCCAGGAACUUUUGAUAAGCACAAGAAAAAGGAAUCCAUUUUUGCUGUUGAUGUGGAACUGCUGAGCAUAUGUGCUGAGGUUGGAGACGGGGUUGAGGCAUUGGUUCGGGUUCAGUCAAUUUUCUCUGAAAAUGCCCGUAUAGGAGUACUUCUUGAAGGACUUAUGCUUAGUUUUAAUGGUUCCAGAGUAUUAAAAAGUAGUCGCAUGCAAAUUUCACGUAUCCCUAGCGUCUCAACAGGUUCAUCUGAUGUGAAAGUGCCUGCAACUACCACUUGGGAUUGGGUAAUUCAAGGUCAUGAUGUUCAUAUUUGCAUGCCAUAUAGAUUGCAAUUGCGUGCCAUUGAUGAUUCUAUUGAGGAUAUGCUGCGAGGUCUUAAACUAAUUACUGCUGCUAAAACUAAUCUUAUUUUCCCGAUAAAGAAAGAUAACUCAAAAGCUAAGAAGCCUAGUUCAAUGAAAGUUGGCUGUGUAAAGUUUUGUAUACGCAAGCUAACUGCUGAUAUUGAGGAGGAACCCAUGCAGGGUUGGCUUGAUGAACACUAUCAGUUGAUGAAGAAUGAGGCUUGUGAGUUAGCUGUGAGAUUAAAAUUUCUUGAAGAAUUUACUUCCAAGCUCAAUCCUAAAGCUGCUGAAACAAAUGAUUCUAGUCAAGAAAGAAAGAUUUGCUUUAAUGGAAUUGAGAUUGAUGUACGUGAUCCUUCAGCUGUUAGCAAAUUGCAGGAAGAGAUUUAUAAACAAUCAUUUCGAUCAUAUUACAAGGCAUGUCAGAAUCUAUUACCUGCAGAAGGUUCAGGUGCUUGCUUGAGAGGGUUCCAGGCUGGUUUUAAGCCUAGCGCUGCUAGAACUUCUCUUCUUUCCAUCACUGCCACAGAUUUAGAUUUGAGCUUGACAAGGAUUGAUGGGGGGGAUGAUGGCAUGAUAGAGGUUUUAAAGAAGCUAGAUCCUGUAUGUCGUGAAAACAACAUACCAUUUUCUCGACUAUAUGGGAGGAAUAUUAACUUACAUACAAGCGUUCUUGUUGUUCAGCUACGCAAUUAUAAUAUUCCUCUCUUUUCUGCUACUUCCGGUAAAUGUGAAGGUCGCGUUGUGCUAGCACAACAGGCCACAUGUUUUCAGCCACAAAUUUACCAAGAUGUCUACAUUGGGAGAUGGCGAAAAGUGCGCAUGCUUCGUUCUGCUAGCGGUACAACACCACCAAUGAAGACAUAUUCAGAUUUGCCUAUUUAUUUUCAUAAAGCUGAAGUUUCCUUCGGAGUGGGAUAUGAACCAGCUUUUGCUGAUAUUAGCUACACUUUUACAGUGGCUCUUCGCAGAGCUAAUUUAAGUGUUAGAGAUCAGUCACUUGCUAAUUCUUCUCUCCCACAAACACUGCCACCAAAAAAGGAACGGAGUUUACCUUGGUGGGAUGAUGUAAGAAAUUACAUCCAUGGAAAUAUCACCUUAUUUUUCUCUGAAACCAGAUGGAGUAUUCUUGCAACUGUUGAUCCUUAUGAGAAAUUUGACAAACUCCAAAUAAUCUCUCGUUAUAUGGAGAUUCAGCAGUCAGAUGGUCGUGUUUUUGUUUCUGCAAAGGAUUUUAAGAUUUUAUUAAGCAGUUUAGAGAGUUUGGCAAGCAGUCGUGGUGUAAAACUUCGUAGAGGUGUAUCUGGUGCAUUCAUUGAAGCCCCAGCCUUCACUCUUGAAGUUACAAUGGAUUGGGAAUGUGAAUCUGGCACUCCCCUGAAUCAUUAUUUACAUGCACUUCCAGUUGAAGGUGAACCUCAUCAAAAGAUUUUUGAUCCCUUCCGAUCUACUUCGCUGUCCCUUCGCUGGAACUUUUCUCUUAGACCUCCUUCCUGUGAAAAGCAAUCCCCUUCUACCAUGAGAGAUGCUGCUGAUGUAGAUGGAACGGUCUUUGGCCCUCCUGUUAAACUUGAGAGCAAUUCAGUUGUUUUGCCGACAGUGAAUGUUGGUGCACAUGAUUUAGCAUGGAUAAUGAAGUUCUGGAAUAUGAAUUAUAUUCCUCCUCACAAACUGCGGUCCUUCUCUCGUUGGCCUCGUUUUGGAGUUCCAAGAGCCCCAAGAUCAGGUAACUUGUCAUUAGACAAAGUAAUGACAGAGUUUAUGCUCCGUAUUGAUGCUACUCCUACUUGUAUAAAGCACAUGCCAUUGGACGAUGAUGAUCCUGCCAAAGGAUUGAUGUUCAAUAUGACAAAGCUGAAAUAUGAACUCUGUUAUAGUCGAGGCAAGCAAAAGUAUACUUUUGAAUGCAAGCGUGACCCCCUUGAUCUUGUUUACCAGGGUCUUGACCUUCACAUGCCUAAAGCAGUUUUAAAUAACAAUGAAAGUACUAGUAUUGCAAAGGUAGUGCAAGUGACAAGGAAAAAUUCACAAUCUGCUUCCAGCGAGAGAGUUGCUAGUGAAAAAGGUAACCACACGAAUAGUUGCACAGAGAAACAUCGUGAUGAUGAAUUUUUGUUGUCAUCCGAUUAUUUCACAAUCAGAAGGCAGGCUCCUAAGGCUGACCCUGCUAGGUUGUUAGCUUGGCAAGAAGCUGGAAGAAAAAAUCUUGAGAUGACAUACGUGAGGUCUGAGUUUGAAAAUGGGAGCGAGAGUGAUGAACAUACAAGAUCUGAUCCAAGUGAUGAUGAUGGAUACAAUGUGGUAAUAGCUGACAAUUGCCAACGUAUUUUUGUUUAUGGUCUCAAGCUUUUGUGGACUAUUGAGAACAGGGAUGCUGUAUGGUCCUGGGUUGGUGGCAUAUCGAAAGCAUUUGAACCUCCAAAGCCUUCUCCAUCUCGACAGUAUGCCCAAAGAAAAUUGCUCGAGGAGAACCAACUACAUGAAGGAGCUGAUUCGCAGCAAGGUGGUAUCUCAAAGCUCCCUACUACCAGCCAUAGUACAAAUGCUUCUACCCAACAUACAGAGGCGUCCAUACCAGUUUCAUCUCCAUCCCAUUCAGUUAAAGUAGAGAACUCAUUUUCUGCUGAUAAAAUGGAUAACUCAUCAUUCAUCUCUGUUGUUAAAGAUGUAAAGUUAAAUGACUCUGAGGAAGAGGGGACUCGUCAUUUCAUGGUGAAUGUUAUUGAGCCACAAUUUAAUCUUAACUCAGAAGAAGCCAAUGGUAGAUUUCUGCUUGCUGCUGUCAGUGGCCGUGUUUUAGCACGAUCAUUUCAUUCAAUCCUUCAUGUUGGUUUUGAGAUGAUUGAGCAAGCGCUUGGUGGUGGAGAUGUCCAUAUUCCCGAGUGUGAACCUGAAAUGACAUGGAAAUGCAUGGAGUUCUCCGUGAUGUUGGAGCAUGUUCAGGCUCAUGUGGCUCCUACAGAUGUUGAUCCAGGGGCUGGAUUGCAGUGGCUUCCCAAAAUUUUUAGAAAUUCCCCCAAAGUAAAACGUACUGGUGCUCUUCUUGAGAGAGUCUUUAUGCCCUGUGAUAUGUAUUUUCGGUACACAAGGCACAAAGGUGGGACUCCAGAACUAAAGGUGAAGCCCCUGAAAGAGCUCAUUUUUAAUUCUCAUAAUAUCACAGCAACAAUGACUUCUCGUCAGUUUCAAGUUAUGCUGGAUGUCUUGACAAAUCUUCUUUUUGCUCGUCUUCCCAAGCCUCGUAAAAGUAGUCUCUCGUUUCCUGCUGUUUCUGCUGAAGAUGAUGAGGAUGUUGAGGAGGAGGCAGAUGAGGUUGUUCCUGAUGGUGUUGAAGAGGUGGAGCUUGCAAAAAUUAGCCUUGAGCAGAAAGAGCGGGAGCACAAGCUGAUUUUUAAUGACCUUAGAAAAUUGUCUUUUCGGUGUGACAUUUUUGGAGACUUAAACCCUGAAAAGGAGGGAGAACUCUGGAUGAUUUCUGGUUCAAGACCUAUGCUGGUACAAGGACUGAAAAGAGAGCUUGUCAGUGCACAAAAAUCAAGGAAGGCAGCAUCUGCUUCAUUAAGGAUGGCUUUACAGAAAGCUGCCCAGCUACGACUGAUGGAAAAGGAGAAGAACAAAAGCCCAUCAUAUGCCAUGCGCAUUUCUUUGCGAAUUAACAAAGUGGUUUGGAGCAUGCUUGUUGAUGGUAAAUCUUUUGCUGAAGCUGAGAUAAAUGACUUGAUUUACGACUUUGAUCGAGAUUACAAGGAUGUCGGAGUUGCUCAGUUUAAAACGAAGUAUUUUGUUGUCAGAAACUGCCUGCCUUAUGCUAAGUCAGACAUGCUUUUAUCAGCAUGGAAUCCUCCACCAGAAUGGGGAAAGAAAGUUAUGCUUCGUGUGGAUGCAAAGCAGGGCGCCCCAAAAGAUGGAAAUUCUCCUCUCGAACUUUUUCAGGUUGAGAUUUACCCCCUCAAGAUCCAUUUAACAGAGACAAUGUAUCGGAUGAUGUGGGAGUAUUUUUUCCCAGAAGAAGAACAAGAUUCACAAAGGCGGCAGGAAGUUUGGAAGGUUUCCACAACUGCUGGUUCAAAACGUGUGAAGAAAGUUUCUUCAACUCAUGAAGCUGCUGCAUCAAGCAGUCAUACAACAAAAGAGAAUGAGUUCCCAUCAAGAUCAAGUGUCUUUGCAUCUUCCACUAAUCAACCUUUGCUUCUUGCUGAUUCUACUCAAGCGUCGAAGUUGCAAAACCCAACAGCUAAUAUUGUUGGUGGUUCAGUCCCAGAAUUACGAAGAACAUCUUCUUUUGAUAGAUCAUGGGAAGAGACUGUAGCAGAAUAUGUUGCUUAUGAGCUUGUCUUACAGAGCAUUUCUUCAAAAAGUGGUCCUCUUGAUUCUGCUGAGCAACAAGAUGAAUCCUCGAGGAAUAAAUUGAAAGAUCCCAAAACUCUUAAAUCUGGUAGGUCCUCUCACGAAGAAAAAAAGGUAGCGAAGUCCCAUGAAGAGAAAAGAUCCAGGCCUCGGAAAAUGAUGGAGUUUCAUAAUAUCAAGAUAAGCCAGGUUGAGCUGUUGGUUACUUACGAAGGAUCAAGAUUUGUUGUGAAUGAUCUCAAGUUGCUGAUGGAUACAUUUCACCGUGUUGAGUUCACUGGGACUUGGCGUCGUUUAUUCUCCCGUGUUAAGAAGCAUAUCAUAUGGGGUGUCUUGAAGUCCGUUACAGGAAUGCAGGGCAAGAAGUUCAAAGACAAAGCACAUGGUCAGAGGGAACCAAGUGGGGCUGGUGUACCUGAUAGUGAUCUUAAUUUCAGUGAUGACGAAGGUCAGGCAGGAAAAUCUGAUCAGUAUCCAAUGACUUGGCUUAAGCGUCCAAGUGAUGGGGCAGGUGAUGGAUUUGUCACUUCCAUUAGAGGUCUUUUCAAUACUCAACGCCGCAAGGCAAAGGCAUUUGUCCUGAGGACGAUGAGGGGUGAAGCAGAAAAUGAUUUCCAAGGCGAUUGGAGUGAAAGUGAUGCAGAGUUCUCUCCCUUCGCUAGGCAGCUCACAAUAACCAAGGCCAAGAGGCUUAUCAGGCGCCACACGAAAAAGUUCCGCUCAAGAGGACAAAAAGGUUCAACCUCCCAACAGAAAGAAUCGCUGCCCUCAUCACCAAGGGAGACCACUCCAUUUGAAAGUGAUUCUUCAAGUGGGUCCUCACCUUAUGAGGAUUUUCAUGAUUAAACAUCUUGUGGUUGGAAAUGGAUUCUAAGAAGGACCUUGGGAGGAACGCCUACCCAGCACCCAUGCAUGGCUCCACUUGAGUAACAGAGCUGGGAAAUCAAAUUUAUCGACACUGCAGGCUUUGAGGUUGAGGGUUAAGACUUUGCCCGAUCAUCUUCAAACAACACUAGGCCGGGAUCCCAUACAUGGGACAGGGUUCUUACCUUUAACAAUGAUUUCCUUUGAAGUUCGAACAUCUUGGUAGAUCAUAGAGGUAAUGGCAAUUGACCGCGAGCACAGAGUUGAUCCGUUGCUGCUUUCCGAGUGUCUGAACUCAAUUUUGAUGGUGAAAAGGAAGCUAGUUCCUAUACCUCGUCUGUUAAACUUUGUAUAGUUUUGUUUAGAGGAAAAUAUAUAGAUAGCUAAAAUUGGAUGAACCACCAGCUUUUAUAUAUUUGUACAUACAUUUAAAUAUAUACUGAAAUAGAGUAAAUGCAAAAUUGCAUCUCUGCAAGACUCUGAAUGUUGUAAAAUACGAGGGUACUAGGACUUUUGUCGAGGAGGCCUUCUUGGUUGCAGCGCAGUAAACUAAACGUGUAUUC